AAUUCCACACUUAAAUGGUGAGAGUAUGACUUUUCUCGAGUUUGUUAAUUUUCGUUUCUUUUUUAAAUUGCUCUUUUUGGUUCAUGAGACAGGUGUUUAUGGCGAUGGGUCUCCUUCAGUACGGCUGCUCUGUUCCCCUCGCAUGGGCUUUUCGCUCUCGCACUUUUACGAACGUUACAGUAAACUCACUCAAGAAGGCUUCUCAAAUGGAGUCGCGUCUCCUCCUUGGCUUGUCUGAGGAACAACUUCAGCAACUUGCCCUCGACUUUGGUCAGAAAAGUUUUAGAGGUAAACAACUGUAUCAUUUCCUCUACAAGAGGAAGGUCAAGGAAAUUGAGGAAUUUAGUCAGCUGCCGUUGGCAUUCAGGAACGAUUUACAGGAAGCAGGAUGGAGGGUUGGGAGGUCCCCAAUUCAUAAAGCAGUCACUGCAGCUGAUGGGACCAUCAAGUUGUUAAUAAAACUCGAGGACAACCGAUUGGUCGAGACUGUUGGAAUUCCAGUUGAAGACAAUGAUGGUUCAUUUCGCUUGACAGCAUGUGUUUCAUCUCAGGUGGGCUGUCCGUUGCGUUGUUCCUUCUGCGCGACUGGCAAGGGAGGAUUCUCAAGAAACCUUAAGAGCCAUGAAAUUGUUGAGCAGGUCUUGGCAAUAGAAGAGCUAUUCAAGCAAAGAGUGACAAACGUUGUGUUUAUGGGUAUGGGUGAGCCAAUGUUGAACAUGAAAGAAGUUCUUGAAGCACAUCGUUGCCUGAAUAAGGAUAUUUUGAUUGGGCAAAGGAUGAUUACGAUUUCAACUGUUGGAGUUCCAAACACCAUAAAGAAGCUUGCAUCAUACAAACUUCAGUCUACACUGGCUCUCAGCUUACAUGCUCCAAAUCAGAAUCUUCGGGAAAAGAUUGUACCAAGUGCAAAGUCCUACCCUUUGAAUGCAAUAAUGAAGGAUUGCAGGGACUACUUCCUGGAAACUAGAAGAAGGGUUUCCUUUGAAUAUACACUUCUAGCUGGAGUGAAUGAUUCCGUCAGGCAUGCAUUUGAACUGGCAGAAUUGCUUCAUGAAUGGGGUCGUGGUCAUCAUGUUAACUUAAUACCAUUCAAUCCAAUAGACGGCGUGGAGUAUAAGCGUCCAUCUAAAAAAUCUAUUCUUGCAUUUGUCUCGGCUCUUGAAUCUCGUAAAGUAACUGCUAGUAUACGUCAAACAAGGGGACUUGAUGCAAGUGCUGCUUGUGGACAGUUGAGAAAUGAGUUUCAGAAGAGUCCUUUGCUUACUGAAAGUAUAAAUCAGGAAUCUCAUUCUGUUGUUGCACUUGCAUCUUGAUAUUCUAAAAGAUCUGCAGGCCUUGCUGAAAUUACUUCACUUGUGUGCUUGACUGUGUAAGCAGUGCCUGAGAGCUUCUAAAGAACAGGUCGUGUUUGGUAAAGUGGUUACCUGAAGGUGGUAUCAUGUUUGCAGGCUUUGUGACCUUGGUAAAAUUUGUUUUUCUAGGAGGAUGAUUGAUCAAUUUGUUGAGCAUGUUCUUAUGGACGUUAUCCCGUUUCGUAGUGCUCCUCUGUGCUUCAGCAAUUCAAAUACGUAAAACGAGAUCGGAAAGGUAACUUUGGAUAUGGUACUAAAAUUGUCGUAGUAGUACUUAGUAGUUAGGGAGAACUUUUUCAUGUUCGUGUAUAACUUAUUAAUGCAGUCAGGUAUCAAAACUUGUGCUUGUAUAACUUAUAAUGCAGUCAGGUAUCAAAACUUGUGCUCGUAAAACUUAUAAUGCAAUCGGGUAUCAAAAUUUAUGUCAGGGAGAACUUUUGUUUCU
This is a messenger RNA of Capsicum annuum, 1797 nucleotides long. RefSeq names its product probable dual-specificity RNA methyltransferase RlmN. The record is from RefSeq and is a predicted model, not a curated record. Lineage: Eukaryota; Viridiplantae; Streptophyta; Magnoliopsida; Solanales; Solanaceae. Gene Ontology annotation, molecular function: RNA methyltransferase activity; iron-sulfur cluster binding. The coding region runs from base 84 to 1313 and encodes 409 amino acids. Gene Ontology annotation, biological process: tRNA methylation; rRNA base methylation. The transcript has 10 exons.